Molecule: messenger RNA, 1888 nt
Organism: Pieris napi
Lineage: Eukaryota; Metazoa; Arthropoda; Insecta; Lepidoptera; Pieridae
Product: homeobox protein goosecoid-like
Exons: 3
Coding region: 500-1171 (223 amino acids)
Biological process (GO): regulation of transcription by RNA polymerase II
Molecular function (GO): DNA-binding transcription factor activity, RNA polymerase II-specific; RNA polymerase II transcription regulatory region sequence-specific DNA binding
Source: RefSeq, a predicted model, not a curated record
UAUUUUCUAUGACUAUAUUAUAUAACUCGAUCUCUAAAGUUAUCAGAGUCGUAUGUAUGAUAUUUCCUGAAUGUAUUUAAUACUUGAGUAUUUCGUAUUACGAGGAGGGGUUACCGGUUGUAAAUGUUUGGGAGCGUCGUAUUGUCACUUCCAUUAAGCUCCGCGAGGGGCGGAGUCCCGCGGUAUACGCCCACCGCCCGCCCUGCGUCACAGCUCCCCACACGUCCUCGGCCGCGACACCGGGCCGCUGCUCCGCGAUUCACUUACACGAUUUACUCGCAAUCGCAUCACAUCUUAUUAUCCAAUAAUUAUAUUAAUCGCUUAUCGAUAUCACUAUUUAAUAUCAACCCGUGAGUCACCGAAAAAAGAACGAUUAGAUAUUUAGAAUCAUAAGGAUUUAAAGUGCAUUGUGUUAAGUGUAGUAUGAGUGUAUAAUGCAGUGUAAGGAAGGCAUAUCGUGGGAGCGGUGAGAGUGGCGUGCAGCGUGGCGGAGCGUGAGAUGGGCGGGGCGGGCGCAUGGGGCCGCGACGCGCCCGCGCUACUGAGCACGGCGCUGCUGCUGGGAGGCGCGGGCGCAGGUUCCCUGGCUGACCGCCCUCCACCGCCGCUCUUCACCAUCGACAGCAUCCUGGCGCCGCGACCGCCGCCGCAAAUACCGCCGCUGCAGCUUCAUCACCUUGCUCAUACACCCUUCCACAGAGCACACGAGCUUUUCGGUACGUGUGUCAGUAACGCAGUUACGAAUGCAAACAAUUAUGCAAAUCUAUAUGGUGGCUACGCGGCGGCAGCGCUGGCGGGUUUGUCGGGUCCACCUCCAAAACGUAAACGUAGACAUAGGACCAUCUUUACCGAGGAGCAACUAGAACAACUGGAGAGUACUUUUGACAAGACUCAUUAUCCUGAUGUCGUGUUAAGAGAGCAACUGGCGCUGAGGGUGGACUUGAAAGAAGAAAGAGUUGAGGUAUGGUUUAAAAACCGUCGUGCUAAAUGGCGAAAACAAAAGCGAGAAGAACAAGAAAGACUUCGUAAGUUACAAGAAGAGCGGGAGUGCGGCCGUGCAUUGGCUCAGCAAAGGGCACACAUCUCGUCGCCGCUACGGCCGCCGCCCGCGCCACCUACGCCUAGAUCUUAUACCGAUGAAUCUGAGGACUCUGACCUGGAGGUCGCCUAAAGUGAAGUGAUAAAAAUACAGCACAAUCUACCCCAUAUGUGUCAAAUACAAUCCUUGCAUUUUACGCCGUGAAACUCAGAACGAAACAAAUAGUUUUUUUCAAGGUCAUGGCAUAUUUUUAUAAUUUAACAAAAUUAAACUACCUUAACACGAAAGCAAGUCUAACAAACAAUAGCUCCUAUUUUCACAUUGAUACCAUUCGGUAUUAUAUCAGUAAUUUAAAAAUGGGAACAAAUUUUUAACGCACAUGCACCAACUGUAUAUUAAAAAUCUAUUUAUUUUGGUUUGAGGUUCGGUCGCUAAAAGCAAGUGUUUUUCUGAUUCGUGGAUAUUAUCGUUUUCAGGAAAUUAAUCCCUAGGGAAUGGACAGUUUUUGCCUUUACCCUAUACAUGGAUAAGGAAUUUUAAAAAAAUGCAGUGGACAUGAAUAAAAAGUGUAGUGCUUAGUGAUUUCAAAAACUUGUGUUCCGAAAGUUGCGGUUCGUCGAAUAUUGUGCAUAUUUUUUGUAAUUUAAGUUGCUGUAGAGAAUUUGUAACUUUUAUUUACUAAACGUAGGUAAGAAGUAGAUAUAUACAUCAUUAAGCAGUAAAAAUAAUUAUUUUUAUUUAUGUAAGGACAUGUAAGCAUAGGUACUAAAUUAUACCAUUUCUGUAUUUUAGUCGUAACCCAGAAAUCUGUAUGCACUAUUUUUAUGGUCUCAAAACAUUUCAAUAAAA